GGAGAGAGAUAUUUUGCAAAGUCUGGGACCCGUUUAAAACUCUUCUGCGUACGACUAGCGCUCGGAGGAGAGACGUGAGUGCGGUGCUUGCGACGAAGCUGUGGACGGAUCUUUUCAACAUUUUUAUUCCGAGCGAUCCAACAACAAGAAAUGCGGAGCUUUUAUUUGACUUGAUUCGAGGCAGCUGCAAUGCAACUACUAGUCCUCCACUAAACCGCGAAAGUUUUUCUAUAUAUGUUAUCGUACAGUGUUUAUGGCUUUAUAACUUUGAAACAGUCGAGAGAGCUGCUCGCGAGCCCUAAAUCCCAGUGCGUGGGCGGGCGAGGGCGCUAGCGGCGAUGGGAGCCCCAGCACAGAUCUCCAGCGCGCGCGCUGCCCGCGGCAUUGCAAUCCUGGAAUCGCCGAGGUCUCUGCUCGCCGGCGCCAGGGCGGCGAGGAUCAGCAGCGGCGCCGUCGCGAGGAAGCUGGGAUUGGUCGCGACUCGCCACAUUCUUGGCGGAUCUCUCCAUCGCGGCGUCGCCGCCAAGCCUCCAUGCGCCAUCGCGGUGGAAGGUUCGGAUAUUUCGGUACGCUCCCAGGCGAUCGAGGUGAUGUCCAAGCCGACGGUGCUCGUGGCCGAGAAGCUCGGCGAGGCGGGCCUGGAGCUCCUCCGCAAGGUCGCCAAUGUGGAUUGCUCCUAUAAUCUCUCGCCCGAGGAUCUGUGCGCCAAGAUCUCGCUGUGCGACGCCGUAAUUGUGAGGAGCGGCACCAAGAUCACGCGGGAGGUGUUCGAGGCUUCCAAUGGGCGGCUCAAGGUCGUGGGGCGAGCUGGGGUGGGCAUCGACAAUGUGGACUUGCAAGCCGCCACCGAGAUGGGCUGUUUGGUCGUCAACGCUCCCACUGCCAACACCGUCGCCGCUGCCGAGCAUGGGAUCGCUCUCCUCGCUGCGCUCGCUAGGAACGUCGCCCAAGCCAACGCGUCGGUGAAAUCAGGGAAAUGGCAGAGAAAUAAGUUCACUGGUGUUUCGCUCGUCGACAAGACCAUCGCGGUGCUGGGCUUUGGGAAAGUUGGAUCGGAAGUCGCGCGACGAGCUAAAGGUCUGGGAAUGCACGUCGUUGCUCACGAUCCGUAUGCUCCGGCGGACAGAGCUCGGGCCAUCGGAGUGGAGCUUGUUAGCUUUGACGAGGCUCUGGCGCGCGCCGACUUUAUCUCGCUCCAUAUGCCGCUUACCCCCGCCACCAACAAGAUCUUCAACGAUGAGACGUUCGCGAAAGUGAAGAAGGGUGUUCGCAUCGUCAACGUCGCUAGAGGUGGCGUUAUUGACGAGAAUUCUCUGGUUCGAGCGCUCAACAGCGGCAUUGUAGCUCAGGCUGCUCUGGACGUGUUCACUAAAGAGCCUCCUGAGAAAGAUGACAAGCUAGUCCAGCACGAGAAUGUGAUUGUCACGCCGCAUCUAGGUGCAAGCACUGCCGAAGCACAAGAAGGCGUGGCUCUAGAGAUUGCCGAGGCUGUUGUGGGAGCUCUACAGGGAGAGCUAGCUGCCACUGCUGUGAAUGCUCCAAUGGUUCCAUCAGAGGUGCUAACCGAGCUCGCGCCAUACAUCACCCUUGCCGAGAGGCUUGGCAAGCUCGCCGUCCAGCUCGUCGCCGGUGGUGGUGGCGUGAAGGACAUCACAAUCAGCUACAACUCCGCUCGUGCUCCCGACGACUUGGACACUCGCUUGCUCCGUGCCAUGAUCGUCAAGGGCCUCGUGGAGCCCGUGUCCGACACUCACAUCAACCUCGUAAAUGCCGACUACGUCGCCAAGCAGCGCGGCCUCCGGAUCAGUGAGGAGAGGCACCCGGCCGAAGGCACAGAGGCGGCGCCGCUGGAGAGCAUCGAGGUGAGGAUCGCAAACGUGGAGUCGAGGUUCUCCAGCGCCAUGUCCGACUCCGGGGACGUGAGCCUGGCCGGGAGGAUCAAGGACGGGGUGCCGCACCUCUCGCAGGUUGGGAGCUUCUCCAUCGACGUGAGCUUGGAGGGAUCGGUCAUUCUCUGCCGGCAAGUGGAUCAGCCGGGGAUGAUCGGGAAGGUUGGCGGGCUUCUGGGCGACGAGAACGUGAACAUCAGCUUCAUGAGCGUGGGGAGAACUUCGCCCCGCCAGAAGGCGGUGAUGGCGAUCGGCGUGGACGACGAGCCGAGCAAGGAGGUGCUGCAGAAGAUUGGAAGCAUUUCAGCGGUGGAGGAGCUGGUGUUUCUCAAGCUGUAGCAGCUGGUAGAAGGAAAGAAAUAGGGAGAGAUCGGAUUUGAUCGAGCUACGUUUUGGGAAUAAUGGAGGUAUGUUUAGCUAUGGCGGCGCCGCUCCUGGUGUGGUGAUGAAUCAGUGAAAAUGGUGGGUUGUUUUGCUCCUCCCGUGAUUCUAACUGGAGAAAUCUAACUUGUGUUUUCAUUGUUUUCUCUGAUUGACAACAAUGGUGAUGCUCAUGUUUGGAAGGAAACUCUUUAAAACUCUAAAGAACACUCCUUUGUUC
This is a messenger RNA of Selaginella moellendorffii, 2490 nucleotides long. Its product is annotated as D-3-phosphoglycerate dehydrogenase 1, chloroplastic. Bases 339 to 2228 code for a protein of 629 amino acids. Gene Ontology annotation, biological process: L-serine biosynthetic process. Lineage: Eukaryota; Viridiplantae; Streptophyta; Lycopodiopsida; Selaginellales; Selaginellaceae. The record is from RefSeq and is a predicted model, not a curated record. Gene Ontology annotation, molecular function: phosphoglycerate dehydrogenase activity; NAD binding. The transcript is spliced from 6 exons.